This is a messenger RNA of Talaromyces proteolyticus, 456 nucleotides long. Its product is annotated as putative ubiquitin conjugating enzyme. Bases 1 to 456 code for a protein of 151 amino acids. The record is from RefSeq and is a predicted model, not a curated record. Gene Ontology annotation, molecular function: ubiquitin conjugating enzyme activity. Gene Ontology annotation, cellular component: HULC complex. Lineage: Eukaryota; Fungi; Ascomycota; Eurotiomycetes; Eurotiales; Trichocomaceae. The transcript is spliced from 4 exons. Gene Ontology annotation, biological process: proteasome-mediated ubiquitin-dependent protein catabolic process; protein polyubiquitination; DNA repair.
AUGUCGACUUCUGCCCGCCGCCGUUUGAUGCGCGAUUUCAAGCGUAUGCAGACUGAUCCUCCAGCCGGCGUCUCCGCAUCCCCCGUCGCCGACAAUGUCAUGACUUGGAAUGCCGUGAUUAUCGGUCCUGCAGACACACCUUUCGAAGAUGGAACUUUCCGUCUGGUGAUGCACUUCGAGGAGCAGUACCCAAACAAACCACCUGGUGUCAAAUUCAUCAGCCAGAUGUUCCACCCAAAUGUUUACGGCACUGGCGAGUUGUGUCUUGACAUCCUGCAGAACCGCUGGAGCCCCACCUACGACGUGGCCGCCAUCUUGACCAGCAUCCAGAGUCUGCUCAACGACCCUAAUACCUCCUCGCCUGCAAACGUGGAGGCUUCCAACCUGUACAAGGACAACCGCCGUGAAUAUGUUAAGCGAGUGCGCGAGACAGUGGAAAAGAGCUGGGAAGACUAG